AUGUUGAUGCUAAUACAAGCUUUCUUGUUUGUACAACUUUUCACUCGUCUCUUGUUCGUCCAUGCAGAUGUUUCGAUUGUAAAACCAACUAGCGGUGCUUCUUACUCACCAGAAUCGGGCAGUGACUCGAUUGAUAUUGAAAUCGUAUGGGAAGAAAGUGUGGAUUUACCUUCUAUUUCCAGUUACGACUAUUUCACUUUUAGUUUGUUAUAUGGACCAGGCACGGAUAUGGAUCUAAUCGAUAAAGUAGAAGAAGUGGCCGCCUCAAACAUCACAUUAUCCGAAUCCCAGUACUCCUAUACACCUAGUUUCUCCAUCGCAGAUGCUGGAAACGGACAAUUUUUCAUCCAAGUUUAUGCAUAUUCUAAAGAGUUGGGUUAUACCAUUCAUUACUCACCCAGGUUCAAGAUCACCUCGAUCUCCGGCGGUGCCACCACUUACACCUACACAACCGAUUCAGAUGCAGUUCCAACACCGGAAUGGAGUUUGGCCAAUAGUGGUAUCGAUACAAAAUCGUUCACUGUGCCGUACACUCAACAAACUGGGAUCAGAAGGUACGCUCCAAUGCAGACCCAACCAGGAACUGCAAUUACAGUAACAACAUGGUCCAGAAGGUACGCAACGAGUGCAGUCACCUACUAUACCAGUCUUCGGAACUCACUGGAACAAAUGACCACUUACACCCCGGGUUGGUCCUACUCAAGAACUUCUGACUACAACUAUGCAACUCCUGCGCCAUUCCCCUCUGAUAACGGUGGUUGGUAUGACCCAACUGAUAGACAAACAUUAACCACCAGAAAACUGAACAACAAGAGAAGGUAA
Kluyveromyces lactis is the source of this 822-nucleotide messenger RNA. RefSeq names its product Kre9p (gene KRE9). Lineage: Eukaryota; Fungi; Ascomycota; Saccharomycetes; Saccharomycetales; Saccharomycetaceae. The coding region runs from base 1 to 822 and encodes 273 amino acids. Gene Ontology annotation, biological process: fungal-type cell wall organization; cell wall biogenesis; (1->6)-beta-D-glucan biosynthetic process. Gene Ontology annotation, cellular component: extracellular region. The record is from RefSeq and is a predicted model, not a curated record. The transcript has a single exon.